GUGCAUAGCUAAGAACGUGGCGCACAUUACAUGACAGUACACGGUAAUGUCCAUUUGCGAUGUCCGAAAAAGAAAGCGUUAUCGGCGUCUUUCUUUUCCGCACGUCCGGUGUGUUGCCCGUCCACCUGAUGAGUAGAUGAUUUGGCCAAACGAGAAUGCCCGCCCUCAUUGAAGUGUGGGCAUACCGAAUUCGCUGGCGGCAUCGAUCUAUAUUCCAUUCCUAUCGGACCGAUAAGAAUUUACCACCACCAUCACCACCACCACCACCACCACUUACAAUGAAUCGUCCAGGUGCGUAUGCCGGCGGACGUGACCUGCAUAUGUAUCAUAUAGCGACAGUCAAACUGGGCAAUCCGCCUUGUGAUCGCCGGGAGCGAAAGAGGCGGCGAAGGACGGCAUUUGCCAACCCUUAUGAUCUUUUGUUUCAUCUUCCACUGAAUGGUGCAAGCGUGCAGAAUAUGGGAAGUGGAGGUAGCGAAGUGGGGCGACGACAACCGCCUUAACUCGUCUUUUUGCCUCUUGCCGAGCUAUUAUACUCUUACCAGAAAUGUGAUCCUUUACACAAGACGAUGAAGCUCAUUUUUCUCACCUGGGCAGGUUUUCAUCGCUCUGGGCGCGAAGAGGCGGCAGCCAUUAUACCACCGCUCGUGACUGCAGGAAGGGCUCAUCGAUUUGGAUGGUCGGGAAGAAUGUCUGGAAAUGGACAAGUCGCCGCCAUUGUUCUUCUUCUCCGGCAUCCAAUGCCCACUGUCCUCAGACUCUUAGACGGUCGUUCAUUCAAUUGAUUCAUUACCCAUCAUAAACGGGCUAGAUAUCUGUCCUCGGCAACUCUUUGAGCUCCGGUUUCCUUCACUUCAUUUUCCACCUGUACUGCAGACUAACACAGGAGAUUCACCAUCUGGUCUCCCCAGUGUUCGUUCCCUUCUCCAUAAUACACACGCACAUCUGACUUGUGCGAGAGACU
Dissoconium aciculare CBS 342.82 is the source of this 964-nucleotide messenger RNA. RefSeq lists its product as uncharacterized. The record is from RefSeq and is a predicted model, not a curated record. NCBI's taxonomy places the organism in Eukaryota, Fungi, Ascomycota, Dothideomycetes, Mycosphaerellales, Dissoconiaceae. Bases 156 to 503 code for a protein of 115 amino acids. The transcript has 2 exons.